This is a messenger RNA of Amblyraja radiata (thorny skate), 1642 nucleotides long. RefSeq names its product ankyrin repeat domain 34Bb (gene ankrd34bb). Gene Ontology annotation, molecular function: protein binding. The record is from RefSeq and is a predicted model, not a curated record. The coding region runs from base 33 to 1616 and encodes 527 amino acids. The transcript has a single exon. Lineage: Eukaryota; Metazoa; Chordata; Chondrichthyes; Rajiformes; Rajidae.
GAGAACAUCAAUCUGUGAGCGACUCCUGGACCAUGAACAAAGCCACGCAGGUACGCACAGAUGGCAACUCCCUGUUAAAGGCCGUCUACCUGAGCAGACUGCGGCUCACCAGGCUGCUGUUGGAAGGCGGGGCUUACAUUAACGAGAGCAAUGAUCGAGGAGAGACUCCGCUAAUGAUCGCUUGCAAGACGCAGCACGUGGACCAACAGAGCAUUGGCAGGGCGAAAAUGGUGAGAUACCUGUUGGAAAACCACGCCGAUCCCAAUAUCCAAGACAAGUCGGGGAAGACUGCACUGAUGCACGCGUGCGUGGAGCGGGCUGGCGUCGAGGUCGUCGCUUUGUUGCUGAGCAGCGGGGCUGACCCGAGUCUGGAAGACCACGCGGGUAGCUCCGCCCUGGUUUACACCGUCAACUCUGAUGACAAGGAAACCCUUCAGAUUCUCCUGGAUGCUUGCAAGGCAAGAGGAAAGGAAGUCAUCAUCAUCACGAAGGACAAGUCGCCCUCUGGGAGGCAGAUUACCAAGCAGUAUCUAAAUGUACCUCCUCCUAAAGACAAUGAAGAUCAAAACUCACCGGCCCCUUGCACCUCACCCUCAGAAAUUGAGCUUAAAACAUCAUCGCCUGUCCUCACGCAGGGCGUAGUCAAGGAGAAGCAUGUUUUCUCUUUCAGAGACCCAGUUAAUCUCGUCAAUGAUAAAGGUUCAUCAGAACCAACUUCUCCCACCAGGAACUGCAGCCCAUCGCGAUCAAGAGCCAAAUUAUCUCACCUGCAAAGGUUGCACUCCGAACCUUGGCUGACCAUUCCUCCUUCACUCUUAUCUCAGCAUAAAACAUCUUCCUUUCAAGAGGAAGUGCGUAACCUGACCAUGGAAGAAGGACUUUCUCUCAAAAUCAAUGGUCUAUCUCUACCUAAGCGACUCUUCACCAGACACCAAAGCAUUGAAGUGAAAGACACUGCAGCUUUAUUAAGGUCCUUGGAUCAAGCCACUGCUUUAACUGCCUCACGGAAGUUCUGUGAAGAAAUCCACUCUGGGUCUCUUCCCUCCAGUCUAUGUCGCUGCAACACAAUUCCUGUGGACCAGGAUCCAGAAGCAUUACCGUCAAUUUCUGUUUCGAGUUUACGGAGCAUUGUCCAGAAGAGGAACAUGGGCGUCGAUCAUUAUAGUUCCGACUCGCAGCUCACAAUCAGUUUAAAACAAACGCCGACUGACGAAGGCAAAGGUUUCCUGGAGAGGAAGAAAAUGGUCUCUUCCCCUUUAUCAGCGGCGAGCAGUUCCAGAAAUUCACUGGACAAUCUGCGGAUCGGUUCACUGAGCGCUGGCGGGAAGAGGCACCCCGGCAUCAUGGAGAGGCGAGGAUCUGGGACAUUGCUCCUGGACCACAUUUCACAAACCAGACCUGGCUACCUCCCGCCUUUGAACGUCAACUCCCACCGUCCCGUUCCUGACAUUGGGCCCAACAACACCAAUUCCCCGGCUGCAAAGCCUCUAAUACCAGCAGCUCCCAACAGUCAAAAGCCAACAGACGUAAAAUGUAAAAAGAUUCUGUUGAGGAGACACUCUGUUCAGGUCGAACAAAUGAAGCAGUUGGGAAAUUUUGAGGAGAUUUUUGGAUAGCGGUGGCUUUCUCCAUGGAAAGGCCA